GGGAGGGUGCGGAGCUCUACAGUCUGCGCUGGGCAGAAGGAGUGACGCACCGGGCAAUCCGUAGACAUGAAGAGAAAAGUGUGGCGGGUGUGUGUGUUUUUUCUCUUGGCCUCCUCGCUGCUACUUGUGUUAGGUCCACACCUGCUGGAUUACGGGGCAGAAAGCAAGGUGGAAGAGAAACGGAGACGAAGCCCUGCCCUGAAGAACGUCAACGCGCCCUUCUGGGAUUACAACAAACUGAAGAACGCGACGCCAAGGCAGGAGCGCCCGGUCACGAGGAGCCGCUCCAAGACGCACAUCUACGUGCACGCGACGUGGAGGACCGGCUCCUCCUUCCUGGGGGAGCUGUUCAAUCAGCACCCCGACGUGUUCUACCUGUACGAGCCCAUGUGGCAGGUUUGGCAGGCGCUCUACCCCGGGGACGCGCGGAGCCUCCAGGGGGGCGUCCGCGACAUGAUGAGCGCGCUCUUCCGCUGCGACUUCUCGGCGCUCAGACUUUACAUGGGCACGAGGAAUCUGAGCAUCUACUCCGUUUUCGGGUGGAAAACCAACAAGGUGAUCUGCUCGGAGCCCCUGUGCGCUCAUUACCGCAAGUGCGACGUGCAGCUCGUGGACGAACAGGUGUGCGCCAAGUGUCCCCCCAAGAACCUGGCGGAUCUGGAGAGGGAGUGCAGGAAAUACCCCGUGGUGGUCAUCAAAGACGUGCGCAUCGUGGACCUGGAGGCGCUGCUCCCUCUGAUCAGAGACCCCGAGCUGAACCUCCACGUGCUGCAGCUGUUCCGCGACCCCCGCGCCGUGCACUGCUCCAGGCUCGUGUCCAAACAUGCGCUCCUCAAGGAGAGCAUCCAGAUCCUGAGGACCAGGCGCCACCAGGGCACAUUGGGGAUCUCCCUCGGCAGAAAGGCGACCAAACGCGCCGAUCUGUACGUGGGGAACGCCAUAGAGCUCAUCUGUGACCACUGGCACAAGGACAUGGGCUUCGUGAAGGACGCCCCCGCGUGGGUGAAGAGCCGCUACGCGUUCGUGCGCUACGAAGACCUGGCUCUCGGCGCGGCGGAGGAGCUGCGCAGGCUCUACCGCUUCGCCAACCUCCGCUCCUCGCAGGCUCUCGAAGAGUUCGCGUUCAACAUGACCCACGGGGAAAAGUACAGCCUGAAGAAACCCUUCCUCAUCUCGUCGAGAGACGCGAAGGAGAGCAUGUUCGCGUGGAGGAACGGGCUGAGCGUGGCGCAGAUCAGCCUCGUGGAGCAGCGCUGCGGACAGGUGAUGCGCAGCCUCGGCUACCAGAACGUCAUCGUGGGAGAAGGUUAGAGGAGCUUCAGCCAGAACCACGGAACGCAGCUGAGAACGAAAGUCAGAGCAGAGGGGAAGAUGCAAUGAGAGAACGCUGGGACAGAGAACUGGGGCACUUGGGCACGGAGAAGCUGCAGCACAGACCCUGGCCAUGGUCAGGCAAAGGUCAUGGUCAGAUGUUCAAUCCUGAGGCUCAGCUGGACAAAGUGCGCAUAUACAGUAUGUGUGUUUGUGUGUGUGUGUAUAAACGACCCACUGGGAAAUAUUUUCCACUUCCCCUCCAGUGUUAUUAGACUUCGCUGUAAAAGGAGGAAGUAGAGGCCACAGGGUGUGGCCGGAAGCUGGCCGGUGUCCUGACAUGCGGCCUCAUCGUGCAUAAUCCUCCUAAAUCUGCUUCAGCAUGCAAGGGGCCUACGUAACCCAGAUAUCAAGAACAGCUCUGCCUUUGUGGCCUUGCAUCACUCCGUGCUCAGGUUCAGCCCUGCACCAUCCCAUCUGAAGUUACACUUUUUUCCACUAAACUCCAUAUCUUAUCUGUGCCUCCAUAUUUUACAUCUGAUGCAGAACUAUGCAGGCAGCGCCACGCCCUCGCCGCCGGAACACCGAAGCACAACCGAUGCCACUUUUGGACAGACGCAUAAGAGGCUGAGGAAGGCAAGGAGCGAGUGCAAAUCCUUGUUCAGCCUACCGACUAGCGACUCCUGACCCAGCCUAUUGCACCCUCCUUCCUGCUCCUUCCUUUGCCCUGUUUCCUGUUCCCUCUCCCAGUCCCUUUGUGCUCGUUUUGGAUAACCGACCUCUCGCCUGUUUACCGACCUCGUCUUUUUGGAUUCCCCUUUUGUUGACGUUCACCCGUCGGAAAACUUCACUUGCCCUCUGACUCCGACUUUGGAUUUCCCAAAUAAAAGCCCUGUGUA
This is a messenger RNA of Scleropages formosus (Asian bonytongue), 2210 nucleotides long. Its product is annotated as carbohydrate sulfotransferase 7-like. Gene Ontology annotation, cellular component: Golgi membrane. Gene Ontology annotation, biological process: carbohydrate metabolic process; N-acetylglucosamine metabolic process. The coding region runs from base 67 to 1311 and encodes 414 amino acids. The record is from RefSeq and is a predicted model, not a curated record. Lineage: Eukaryota; Metazoa; Chordata; Actinopteri; Osteoglossiformes; Osteoglossidae. Gene Ontology annotation, molecular function: N-acetylglucosamine 6-O-sulfotransferase activity; chondroitin 6-sulfotransferase activity. The transcript has 3 exons.